UCGAGUAUGCAUUGAUUCGCUAUCAUUCGCUCUAAUAACUUGCUUCUUUGGUUGAAAGAAACGUUUAAACUUAAAACAUUUUUUCAAAAAAAAGUUGUAGCCGAUUGUUGUAAUUCUUAGCUCUUCAUAUUAUUGCUCUGGAUAUAUUUUUUACGAAAGGAUAAAAACGCGUAUUUUUUUGUAUUUAAACUCGCUUAACAAACGCAAAACGGUGUUUUUAAAGAAAAAAAAUAUAACAAGUGAAAAAUAUCCACGAUAAAUUAUUAAACAUAAAAGAAAGAAAAAAAGAAAAAUUGUGUUUUUCCUGAAAUUCUAAAUAAAAAAAAACAAAAAUUUUCCUUAAUCUACAAAAGAAAAGCUAAACUAGACUUCAACGGCAGUAUUGCAGAUAAUUUAACAAAUAGAAGCAAGUCCUGUUCUACAAAUAAGCAGUGAAAACCCAAGUGUUCCAAGUUUUCGAAGGCUUAUUAAUCUUAUACAAAGAGAAAUCAACAAAAAGUAUUAAGUGUUUUUUCACUAAAUAAAUUUUUGAGAUUUUUUUCUUAAUAACAAAAAAGAAAAUCUUAAAUAAAUACUUUAAAUAUUUUUAAAACUACAUAUCCUAUAAAAACAACAACUACUAUAACAAAAUGAUGGCUGUAGCUGCUGCUCAAAAGAAUCGCGAAAUGUUCGCUAUUAAAAAAUCAUACAGUAUUGAGAAUGGUUAUCCCUCUCGUCGUCGCUCUUUGGUGGACGAUGCCCGUUUUGAAAGUUUGGUUGUCAAGCAAACAAAACAAAUUGUCUUGGAGGAGGCUCGCACUAAAGCCAAUGAUGGCACCUUGGAAGAGGCCAUUUUGCAAGCCAAAGGUGAACAUGUUCCAAAUCAAGAACAAAUUGAAUUACAAGAUGAACAACAAUUAGAAAAUCUAGAUGUUGUUGAUGACAUCCAACAGCCCGUUUUUAAUGAAGAUGAUAAUCAUGAUGAUUUACCAGCUGACUUAGAACAAACUCAGGAAAAUGAUUCGCAAGAAUCAACAGAUAAAAAUAAUACAGAGGAUGCUGGUUUAACUGAAGAUGAAAUUGUCUUGGCCAAUGCUGUAUCUGAAUCAGCUGAAGCUGAAAAUGUCAUGCAAAAUGCUGCUUUGAUUGUACGCCUUAAAGAGGGUAUUACCUCUUUGGGUCGUAUUUUAAAGGCCAUUGAAAACUAUCAUGGUUCCAUACAACAUGUAGAAUCACGUCAAUCACGCUCUGAUGGUGCUGAUCAUGAUGUUCUAAUCAAAUUGAACAUGACUCGUGGCAAUCUAUUGCAAUUGAUACGAUCUUUGCGUCAAUCGGGCUCUUUCAGCAGCAUUAACUUGUUGGCUGACAAUAAUAUCAGCGUUAAGGCACCUUGGUUCCCCAAGCAUGCCUCCGAAUUGGAUAACUGUAAUCAUUUGAUGACUAAAUAUGAACCCGAUUUGGAUAUGAAUCAUCCUGGUUUUGCUGAUAAAGUCUAUAGACAACGUCGCAAGGAAAUUGCCGAAAUUGCUUUCGCCUACAAGUAUGGCGAUCCCAUUCCACACAUUAACUACACCGAAGUUGAGAACAAGACCUGGCGUUCGGUUUUCCGUACAGUUAAGGAAUUAUCACCUAAACAUGCCUGUGCUGAGUAUCGUGCUGCUUUCAAGAAAUUAGAAGAUGAGAAUAUUUUCGUUGAGGAACAUUUGCCUCAAUUGCAAGAGAUGUCGGAUUUCUUGCGUAAGAAUACCGGUUUUACAUUGAGACCAGCUGCUGGUUUAUUGACUGCUCGCGAUUUCUUGGCCUCAUUGGCCUUCCGUAUUUUCCAAAGUACUCAGUAUGUGCGUCAUGUUAACUCACCCUAUCAUACACCAGAACCCGAUUGCAUUCAUGAAUUGUUGGGUCAUAUGCCUUUGUUGGCUGAUCCCAGUUUUGCUCAAUUCUCACAGGAAAUUGGUUUAGCUUCAUUGGGUGCUUCGGAUGAAGAAAUUGAAAAAUUGUCCACUGUCUACUGGUUUACUGUUGAAUUCGGUCUCUGCAAAGAACAUGGACAAAUUAAAGCUUAUGGUGCUGGUCUUUUGUCCUCCUAUGGUGAAUUGUUGCAUGCCAUUUCCGAUAAAUGUGAACAUCGUGCUUUUGAACCUGCUUCCACCGCUGUACAACCCUAUCAGGAUCAAGAAUAUCAACCCAUUUACUAUGUAGCCGAAAGUUUUGAAGAUGCCAAAGACAAAUUCCGUCGUUGGGUAUCCACCAUGUCUAGACCGUUCGAAGUGCGUUUCAAUCCUCAUACUGAACGUGUAGAAAUCUUAGAUUCGGUCGAUAAAUUGGAAACUUUAUUGCAACAAAUGAACACUGAAAUUUUACAUUUGACCAAUGCCAUCAAUAAAAUGCGUCGUCCCUUUUAAGCUCUCUUUUACACAGACCCUUACACACACACACACACAUACACAGCGAGAGAGAAGUGAGAGUUUAACCUUAAAACGUAGCUUCAGUUUUAUUUGUUUUUUUUUUUUUAAAGCUCUUUUGUUAUAAUUGUUUAUAUAAUUUUGUGAUCCUUUUUUUGUAUUUAGUUUAAAUGUUUUGUUAAUUUUUUUUUUGCCUUGAAAUGUGUUUCAUUUAACCCUCAGAAAAAAAAGUAUUAAAAAUUAACUUUCUUUAAACUUUUAGCAAAUUUAAUUCAAAACAGUUACGUUUAAUAUAAUAAUAAUCAUUUUUUUUAAU
Molecule: messenger RNA, 2697 nt
Organism: Lucilia cuprina (Australian sheep blowfly)
Lineage: Eukaryota; Metazoa; Arthropoda; Insecta; Diptera; Calliphoridae
Gene: ple
Product: tyrosine 3-monooxygenase
Exons: 7
Coding region: 630-2381 (583 amino acids)
Biological process (GO): dopamine biosynthetic process from tyrosine
Cellular component (GO): axon; perikaryon; cytoplasm
Molecular function (GO): iron ion binding; tyrosine 3-monooxygenase activity
Source: RefSeq, a predicted model, not a curated record